AUGUUACUCAUACUCAAAUGUGAACUGGAGCGUAUAAUUCAUAAUUACAUAUUGACAAUCAUACGCACCGGUGUACAAAUGCAAACAAACACUUCCAGAGGUCAAUCCCCAUAUCCGCCAUCACAAGGUCAAAACUCAGGUUCCUAUCCAAGUUCGCCCCAGCAACAACAGCCACAGCCCGGGCAACAGCAACAACAGCAGCAGCAACAGGCUCAGCAACAACAACAGCAGCAAAGUAGUAGUGGUAGUGGUGGCGGUAGUGGAGGUGGUCCACCACCGCCGCCACAAUCUUCAAAUCAAGGCACAACACCAUCUCAAUAUUCACCAUAUCCCCAGAGAUAUCCAACACCGCCUGGCCCAGCGACAGGACCAAAUCAUCGAACUGCCUAUACGACGCAUCAGUAUCCGGAACCAAAUCGGCCUUGGCCUGGCGGUUCAUCGCCUGCACCUAGUCCUGGCCCCGGUAGUCAUCCCCUGCCACCAGCAUCACCUCAUCAUGCCCAGCACGGUGGUCCACCGCCAAGCAGUAGUCCGAGUCAUGCGCCCAGUCCGUCACCUCAACCUUCACAAGCCUCACCAUCACCUCAUCAGGAACUUAUUGGUCAAAAUAGUAAUGAUAGCUCCAGUGGUGGCGGUCAUAGCGGCUUAGGAUCAGGCCCACCCGGUACACCCAAUCCGCAACAAGUUAUGCGUCCCACACCUUCGCCAACGGGAUCUUCGGGUUCACGUUCCAUGUCACCGGCAGUUGCCCAAAACCAUCCAAUUUCACGGCCAUCUAGCAAUCAAUCUAGUAGUGGUCCAAUGCAACAACCUGGUGGUGGACCGCCACCACCUCCAUCUCAGCAAUCGGCACAACAGCAACAGCAAUCUCAGCAAGGACCUGGAGUUCCAAACUCUUCGUCUUCAGCUAGCAAUUCACCUCAACAGGGACCGCCUACCUCAGCUGCAAGUGGCAGUGGCGGUCCACCCGGCGGUGGACAACAGCCUCCACCGCUAUCGAAUCAGAAUAGCAUAGGAUCACAACCACCGCCUCAGGGGCCUGGUGGUGGUGCUCAGGGUUAUCCUCUACCGCCUCAUAUGCACGGCAGCUAUAAAAUGGGUGGCCAAAGUCCUGGACCGCAGGGAAUGCUCUCCGGCUAUCCGCCUCCACCACCACAACAAGCUCAACAAUACUCUCAAGGUAGCUACCCGCCAAGACCUCAGUAUCCGCCGGGUGGUUAUGGUUCUACGCCGCCACCGCCCUCAAGUCAGGCCUCAUCAGCCAAUAGUAUGCCACCCGGUGGUCCACAGCAAUAUCCAGGCGGCAGACCUAUGCCAAAUCACAGUGGUCAAUAUCCGCCUUAUCAAAACUGGGUUCCGCCAUCACCACAACAGGGCGGACCUGGUCCUGGAGGUCCAGGUGCACCGGGGGCUCCGAACAUGGGUAAUCACAUCCAGGGCAAAGCUACACCACCACCGCCCCAGGGUAGUGGUUCGCCUCGUCCCCUAAAUUAUUUGAAACAACAUUUACAACACAAGGGUGGUUAUCCAGGCGGUGGACCACCAGGCGGACCGCCGCAAGGUUAUGGUAAUGGUCCUGGUAUGCAUCCCGGUAUACCAAUGGGUCCACCCCAUCACAUGGGUCCUCCACAUGGUCCAACGACCAUGGGGCCUCCACCCACAACACCACCACAGUCAAUGAUGGCUGGCGGAGUAGGGGGUGGUGAAGGUAGCGGCCCACCUCCGCCACCUGAGCAUGUAUCACAAGAUAAUGGUUUAAGUUCAGGAUCGUCGGGAUCGGCUUCAGGUCCAUCACAACAUCCAGUCACAUCUGUAGUCACAACCGGUCCAGAUGGUACACCAAUGGAUGAUGCCAGCCAACAAAGCACAAUAUCAAAUGCUUCGGCAGCAUCCGCUGAAGAUCCUCAAUGUACCACACCAAAAUCUCGUAAAAAUGAUCCGUAUGGACAGAGCCAUUUGGCCCCACCUAGCACCAGUCCCGGCGGUGUUGGUGCUGGUGCCCAUCCAGGACAUCCUGGCGAAGAUUAUGAAAUGAAUUCUCCACCCAAUUGGGCACGAACACCUGCCAGUCCAGGUUUCAAUAGCCAUGUACCACAGCCGGAAACCUUUCGUGCAACACCAACAGCUGGCCCCACCGCAGCUCCAACCUCAGCCAAAAAGUCCGACAGCCUCUGUAAACUGUAUGAAAUGGACGAUAAUCCUGAACGUCGUGUUUGGCUAGACAAGCUGAGAGCAUUUAUGGAUGAGAGACGUACACCAAUAACAACCUGUCCAACCAUCUCGAAACAACCCCUCGAUCUUUACAGGUUAUAUUUGUAUGUAAAGGAACGAGGCGGAUUCGUCGAGGUUACCAAAAGUAAAACAUGGAAGGAUAUAGCUGCCCUUUUGGGUAUCGGGGCAAGUAGCAGUGCAGCAUACACGCUGCGUAAACACUAUACGAAGAAUCUAUUGGCCUACGAGUGUCAUUUUGAUCGCGGUGAUAUUGAUCCUUUGCCUAUCAUACAACAAAUUGAAGCUGGUACUAAGAAGAAAUCAGCCAAAGCUGCUUCAGUACCAUCACCAGCUGGCUCAUCCAAUUCUCAAGACUCAUUCCCAGCACCCGUUGGUGCUGCCAAUACCUCUAUGGACGGUUAUCCUACAUAUCCUGGAAACUAUCCCGGUGCUGGGCCGCAGCCUGAUUAUGGUGCUGGUGGCCAAAUGCCCAGGCCUCCAUCUCAAAGUAAUGCACAAAGUCCCCAUCCAGGCCCCAAUAAUCAAACACCAUCCGCGACCCCUGGUGGUGAUAACAUAAGCGUUAAUAAUCCCUUCGACGAACCGCCGGUUGGCAGUGGUGCUCCCAAUUCCAACGCCACUGCUCAUGGGAAUAGUACCAACAGCGGUGCGGCUGGACCAACACCACCAAAUGUGGUAGCUACACAGCCGCCUCCCUCAGCAAGACCACCAUAUCCUCCGGGAGGACCAUAUCCACCACCACCGGUGUCUCGAGCACCAGGUUCUCCAUACCCGGGACAACCAGGUGCUUAUGGUCAAUAUGGCUCUGGUGAUCAAUACAAUGCAGCCGGACCACCUGGCCAGUUUGGUCAGCAGCAGGGACAAUUUCCUCCCCAAAAUCGCAGCAUGUACCCUCCCUAUGGACCCGAGGGAGAAGCACCUCCAUCUGGCUCGAAUCAAUAUGGUCCUUAUGGCAAUCGUCCAUACAGCCAACCACCACCUGGCAGUUCACAGGCACCUUCAACGCCUGGUGCCCCAACAGCUGCAGGUGGUCCUCCACAAAGUGGCCCUCCUGCUCCGGGUAGUUCUCCUUAUCCCCCUCCUGGUGCUCCUGGUCAACAGGACUAUUAUAGACCACCCGAUCAGGGUCCACGACGUCAUCCAGAUUUUGUUAAAGACUCACAACCUUAUCCUGGUUAUAAUGCUAGACCACAACUGUACGGCGGUUGGCAAGGCGGCUCUAAUCAAUACCGCAAUCAAUAUCCCACUUCACAAUCUCCACAAGCUUGGGGUGGUGCCCCACCACGAACGCAGGCACCACCUGGCAGCCAGCUGGGACCACCAGGUCAGCAACAGCCUCCGCCUGGCGCUGCAACACAAUGGGAUCAACAUCGAUAUCCUCCACAACAGCAACAACCACCACAGCCCCAGCAACCACAACAGCAGCCACCUUAUCAACAGCCGGGUCAACAGCAACCGCCACCACCACAAUGGGCACAAAUGGGUGGAGCUGGCACUGGUGCACCGGGGGCACCACCAAGUGGUGCUCCUGGCUCUCCUUUAAGGCCACCGAGUGCUGGUCAACAAAGAAUGCCCAAUUCCGGUCCUGGAAAUAUGAGUGGACCCGGUGGUAGUGGUCAAAUGGUGGGUGGACCACAGCCUGGACAACCAGGUGGAGCACCACCUAAUACCACCAGCACGGCUGCUGGCACAAUGCCACCAAACAACAGUAUGGGAAAACAACCACCAUUUUCAAUGCCACCACCUCAACAGACUGGUGGUGCCAAUGCUGCCGGCGGUCCACAAGGGCCGGGUGGCAUGAUGCCUGCUGUGAAUCAACAAAAACCGCCAAUGGGUGUUGUUGGUCCAGGCGGUGCACCUUUACUACAACCUCAGUCGCAGCAGCAACAACAGCAACAGCCGCCACAAAUGCAACAGCAAGUGCAAUCGCAGCCGCCACAGCAGCAACUACCACAACAGCCACCGCAACAAGCACAACCGCAGCAGCAACAGCCCUUCCCUCCACCAGUGGGUCCGGGGCCACCAUUAAUCAAAAAGGAAAUUGUCUUUCCGCCCGACAGUGUGGAGUCGACCACUCCCGUACUGUAUAGACGCAAGCGACUCACCAAAGCCGAUGUUUGUCCCGUAGAUCCGUGGCGUAUAUUCAUGGCCAUAAGGUCGGGUCAGCUGACCGAAUGCACAUGGGCUCUGGAUGUUUUGAAUGUGCUCUUGUUUGACGAUUCCACAGUUCAAUACUUUGGCCUGGCCCAUUUGCCCGGUCUACUGACAUUGCUGUUGGAACAUUUCCAAAAGAAUCUCGCCGAGAUGUUUAGCGACGAAGGCGAUGACCACAAGUCUGGUUUAACUGCCAAAGGCAACAGAAAGUCAUCAUGUAAACGUGGUAUUUCCGCCAACAUGACUGCCACCCGUAAAAGGCUAUGUGAUACCAUUAAGCAGGAGCAGGGAGAUCGCCAAUGCGUUGAUCCUCAUUCGCGCUUACAUGACAAUACGUCUGGUAGCAACAUUGGCGCUGCUAAUGAUGCCUACGACGUCAUAGACGACAGCGACUCGGAUGAAGAUGAGGGCAUCGAUCUGGGUCAAGUGAAACGACCACCCAAUCCCGAGGAGAGGGUAGUGCUGUUAGCCAAUACACCCAACUACACAAUGAUGUCUCGAAAAGGUCUGCCAGUACGCCUUCAUCCUGCCGAAAAUGAUAUAUUCAUAACCGACGGUGUCAAGGAAUGGGAUUCCGAAUUUAGUGGCAACUAUGAGGAGACUGCUCCUGUCGGCAGUAAUGCCUGGACGUAUGGUUUUACGGAUCGCGACAUAAGCAAGGGCAUUAUCGAUGUGUUCAAGUCCGAGUUUGUAGACAUUCCAUUUGCCCGCUUCAUUAAGGGCAAGUCUAAAGACACAAAACAUAAAAGGAAUGCUGCAAAGAUCAAGAUCGAAGAGGACGACCCCUCGUCGUCCACUCACGCAGAUGAUGUGUUGAAACCAAAACUAGAAAGCAAUGAAAGUGAUAAAGAAAUGGAAGACGACGAGGUCGAAGCCAGACUGCAGCAGAACACCUUCAACAAGAAACGUCGUCUGUUCAACAAUUCCACAGCGAGCAGUACAGCACCGCAAUUGGAGCCGACGGAAGCAAAGAAGUCCAAGCUACAAAACGACGAACAACAAAACCUUCGUUUGGAGAAAUCUGCAUUCACCAUAACACCGGAAAUUAAGAAGGAGGACGACUCCAACGAAACAGCUGCUGGGGCAGCGGCAACAGCAACAACGAAUACCGACAGUGAUUGUCGGGAGGUGGAUAUGGAACUGGAAACAAUAACCACCAAAGAACCCGCAGUUACCAAGACCUUCGAUCCCAAGUCGACUGUAAGAGAUCCGGCUUUGGUUUUACAACGCCGUCGUUCAUCCUCGUCCCUGGAAGAUGAGUGCUAUACCCGCGAUGAGUCCAGUUUGUACUUGGUCAACGAAAGUCAAGACGCCUUGGCACGCCGUUGCAUAUGCAUUUCCAAUAUAUUCCGCAAUUUGAGUUUUGUGCCCGGAAACGAAUCGAUAUUAGCGAAAUCGCAAAGAUUCCUGGCUGUGGUAGGUCGUCUUUUGCUGCUCAACCACGAGCAUUUGCCCCGAACACCUAAGAAUCGGAACUAUGAUCGAGGCACUGAGGAAGACACAGACUUCUCCGACUCCUGCAGCUCUCUGCAAGGAGAACGUGAAUGGUGGUGGGACUAUCUCAUAAGCAUACGAGAGAAUAUGCUCGUGAUAAUGGCGAACAUUGCUGGCCACUUGGACUUGUCCCGCUACGAAGAGCUAAUAGCGAGACCUCUGAUUGACGGUCUGCUACACUGGGCAGUAUGUCCCAGUGCCCAUGGCCAAGAUCCCUUCCCAUCGUGCGGUCCCGCCUCAUCUCUAUCACCCCAAAGACUUGCCCUGGAGGCUCUAUGUAAGCUGUGCGUUACGGACAACAAUGUGGAUCUGGUUAUUGCCACACCACCCCAUUCGAGGCUAGAGAAACUUUGCGCUGUGCUCACCAGGCACUUGUGCCGCAACGAAGAUCAGGUGUUGCGCGAAUUCUCCGUGAACCUGCUCCACUAUUUGGCAGCAGCCGACAGUGCAAUGGCCCGGACCGUGGCGCUGCAAUCACCUUGCAUAUCGUACUUGGUGGCGUUUAUAGAGCAGGCCGAACAAACCGCUCUCGGCGUUGCCAAUCAGCAUGGCAUCAACUAUUUGCGUGAGAAUCCCGAUUCCAUGGGAACAAGUUUGGACAUGUUAAGACGUGCAGCUGGCACUCUACUGCACUUGGCCAAGCAUCCGGAUAAUCGAUCGCUGUUUAUGCAACAGGAACAGCGGCUGUUGGGUCUGGUAAUGUCCCACAUUCUAGACCAGCAAGUUGCUCUGAUAAUAUCACGAGUUCUAUUCCAAGUGUCCCGAGGCCCCGGCACAGCAGUUAAUUCACUCGAAUAUCGCAUGCAACAAAAGCAACUGCAACAAAAGAAUGGUGCAGCACAGGAAAAGAAACAAGCGGCGGCCGAAAGAAAAUCGGAGGAAGUUGUUGCAGCAUCAGAGAAGGAAGCAAGUCCUGCAGACGCCGCCAUUGAUUCCAAAACUGCAACGACUGAUCAGCCAAUUAAAAGUGAAGCAACUGAAACAACGGCUGCGCCUGCGUGUAACGAAGUGGCAGCAGAGUCGUCCGGCAACUCGAAUGCCAACGACACCAGUGGCGGCGGCGGUGUCAUCAGCAGCAAUAACAUCGAAAAUAUAACGGGCAAAAAUCCAGCGUCUUCCUCCAACGCUAUGAUCGUUUCAGCCGACAGUGAAAAUAGCAACAGUAGUUCUCAGAUAACGCCCACAGCUGCUUUCAACGAUGUCAGUAACAGUAGUACAAAUAGCAACAGUUGUGGCACGGCAGCCAGCAGUCUUAGCCAAAACAGCACAAACAGUUCCAUCGGCAGCUGUAGCAAUUUAAGUUCGAGCACUACGGCGCCAACAAUGCACCACCACCCGCACCACCAUCAUCACCUGCACACGAACAGCAACAACAACAACAGCAGCAGUAGUAGUGUCAGCGGUCAGGGCCUAACAACGAGUGAACAAUUAAAGAACAAUAUGCUGGGAGCUGUUGCAGCCACAAAUAGCAGCAGUGGCAGCGGCAAUGGCGGCGUCAGUAAUAGCAGCAUGCCGAUGAACAACAAUAUGUCUUCGGCGACGUCGACAAAUUUAGUGGCAACAGCAGCACAACCACAACAACAACAAAUAACCGCGCCGUCUCCACCAGCCACCACAGCACCUCCAUCUCAAGCUCCAACUGCGAAUACAUCGACGACAGCAGCGGUUGCGUAG
This is a messenger RNA of Musca vetustissima, 7554 nucleotides long. It is a transcript of the gene osa, whose product is annotated as trithorax group protein osa. The coding region runs from base 1 to 7554 and encodes 2517 amino acids. NCBI's taxonomy places the organism in Eukaryota, Metazoa, Arthropoda, Insecta, Diptera, Muscidae. Gene Ontology annotation, cellular component: brahma complex; nBAF complex; SWI/SNF complex. Gene Ontology annotation, molecular function: nucleosome binding; DNA binding. Gene Ontology annotation, biological process: regulation of transcription by RNA polymerase II; positive regulation of DNA-templated transcription; chromatin remodeling. The record is from RefSeq and is a predicted model, not a curated record. The transcript is spliced from 14 exons.